Acanthaster planci (crown-of-thorns starfish) is the source of this 2350-nucleotide messenger RNA. RefSeq lists its product as uncharacterized. The record is from RefSeq and is a predicted model, not a curated record. Gene Ontology annotation, cellular component: membrane. NCBI's taxonomy places the organism in Eukaryota, Metazoa, Echinodermata, Asteroidea, Valvatida, Acanthasteridae. Gene Ontology annotation, biological process: G protein-coupled receptor signaling pathway; cell surface receptor signaling pathway. Gene Ontology annotation, molecular function: G protein-coupled receptor activity.
AUGCCUCCUGAACGUAUCAUCUGGAGUAAAUCUGGUUGAUCAAUCACCUUGCACACAUGAAGAAGACACGUGGUUAUCAUGCGGAUAUGCAGGAAUGCCGGACCUCGAAUUACGACUUGUUGAUAGGCCGGGAGGUGAAUCCAGAGGGCUGCUACAGGGCCGCUGCGGAGACAAACGAGACUGGGGCGCCAUCUGCAGCAAUACAUUUUACAAGGAGAGAGCAGGAAACGUUGCCUGCCGCGAUCUUGGAUUGUCCGAUUUCGCCUUAUCAGUUGGAUCCGCGUCCUUUGACGAAGUUGAUAUCGGGCAUACAACCAACUAUACGCUGUUCGUUGAUAUCGGUUGCGUUGGGAACGAAGCGAGUCUGAGUGAGUGUGAGCACUACUCGCUACGGCAGUGCCAGGCUUACACCACGCUGGAAUGCUUCACCGAAAUCAGAGAGUAUAACGAGACUGCCUAUUUAUGUGGUUCUAAGCAGCUGUGUGGUGCAAACUGUCAACAACAGAUUCAUCCAAUGGAUGAUUCUGAUGAUGAUGAUGAUUUUCACUACUGUCAAUGCGACGACUCCUGUGUUUUAUUCGACGACUGCUGUUACGACUUUGCCAACGUCUGCAGUCCUGCAGUAUCGAGUUUAGAGCGCGGGGGCUUCACGUCAGAUUGGUUUGGCUGUGUGUGGGUACCAGGCAGUCGGUUUACUCACAUUGGCUUCGUGGCCGUCAAUCGUUGCCCUGACGACUGGUUGGACCAAGGUACGCGCAAGCUGUGCGAAAUGGCAGUUAACGUGACAGACAUCGUUGGUUCCAUGCCAGUCUACGACGAACAAGGGGUGGAUUUCAAGAACAUAUACUGCGCCUUGUGUAACGGCAGAUCUGUGAUGACGUUACGCAGGUGGAAUGUGUUUGCCUCAGACAAUGUAAUAGACUCAACCGAGAUGAAUUAUUAUCCGGCUCUUAACCGAUCCUUGCCAACAAAAGGCUGGAUUACAGCUCCUCCAAAAGGUCACAAACCGAUACGAAAGUGCUCUACGCACCUCAUCAAUACCUGUUCACAAGAAUUCUGGGGCACCGCAUCUGAGACAGCUUGUAGAUCGUACUACGCACCCGUGCGAACUGGUCGGGAGAAUAUCCGAUACCGUAAUCCGCACUGUGCUAUGUGCAAUGGUAAAAACCUUGUACCGGACAAUUCCUGCAAGGACCACGUUUGUAAGUUCUGGUGCGACCCAUCACCUUGGGGCCCGUGUCAGGCCGUGUGCAGUCCUUACGACGGCUUCCUCACAAUUGAGGUUCUCUUCGAUUUCACCUCCUCCACUUCCAUCGGCGGGCUGCCGUGUUCCAAAGGUCAGAUCUACGACCCCUUCCUGGAGCGAUGCCGUGUGCUGACUUGUGCAGCGGGGUAUUGGUUAAGUGGUGAGGAAUGUGUGGCAGAGAUCCCCUUUUCUCCACCAAACAACAGUAGCAUGGAUAUAUCUCUGGUCGAGUGCUUGUCGGAGCGUCUUGGCAAAGACUCAGAAGGCUGGCAGGCCUUGAUGGCAGGUUUGAGUAUCACUUUGGAGGAGCCACACUCGGACACGUUCACACUUAUCCUUCUUCUGAAUUCGGCUUGGGAGGCGCUCGACGUCGAAGCAACUGUUGAUUUGACGCUUUACUCAGCAAGGAUGAACGGUUCCACCUUAAACUCAUUGUUGUUGUGUAACAUAUCAGACCUAUUAGUGCUGGUUCCAUUUAUCCAAGUUGAAUCCAGUCACUGUAGCAGUGGAUACUGGAAUGGAACAUUUCCAGGAUAUGACGGGCGACUUUUGGAGGUUGUUAAGUACCAAAUCACGACCAACGGACAGUACAAAAAAGAAAGUGCAUCGCCUUUGUGCCUGAAAGUGAUUAGCCUCAACUGCUCAUCCCUUUUGACGUUAGAAGUCUUUGAGUACUACUUCUCAGCUCAGCAAAUUCUUGAAAUUGUUGCAAGUGGCAAACGUAUACCUGUUGCCAAGUAUGUUAUCUUUCCCGAUGGAUCUGCAGUCGUCUGCUCCUUCACGGGACCAAUGCCAGAGGGGUUAGAACCAAGCAUCCGACGGGCCUUAUCGUUUGCAGGAAGCUGCCUUUCGUUGCUGGCCCUGACUGCCACUUUCGUCACAUACUGUGUCUUUCCUGAGCUGCGAAACACGGCAGGCAAGUCUANUGAUGAAUCUCGUUGCGGCCUUGUUUGUCGCCAUCUUGUUAUUCUUGCUGGCCGGCUAUCUGAAGCAGAACCAUGCUACCUGCAUGGCCGGGGCAGCAACGGCACACUUCGCUUGGCUGGCAGCCUUCGCAUGGAUGACGGUUCUGAGCAUCAGUGUUGCCUAUACCCUGGGGUCUAA